Molecule: messenger RNA, 1460 nt
Organism: Leguminivora glycinivorella
Lineage: Eukaryota; Metazoa; Arthropoda; Insecta; Lepidoptera; Tortricidae
Gene: P32
Product: complement component 1 Q subcomponent-binding protein, mitochondrial
Exons: 5
Coding region: 107-934 (275 amino acids)
Biological process (GO): cytosolic ribosome assembly
Cellular component (GO): mitochondrial matrix
Source: RefSeq, a predicted model, not a curated record
CAUUUAUUUUCAGACUGGCGCUGUGCUGUAUUCCAUUCUGUGUCAUUUUUUCGAAAAUUCCAUUUUAUUUUGUGAUCUGAUAAGAACUAUAAGAAGUUUCCUAAAAAUGAGCGGCUUGGUCAGAUCAGCACACAGAGUAAUCCAGGGGUGCGUUAAAAACACAGGCAUAGCUAGUGCACUAGUGAGCCGAGCGCAGGCUCCCGUGAAGCGUGAUUUCACGAGAGGAAUAUGGCACAUGAGCUGCUCAAAGAGGAUGGACGGGGCUGCGGCCACCAGCCUGCUCCAUAACCAUUCCAACAUAUGCAGCUGUGGAUGCGGUCUGAAAGCCCUACACACAAAAGGAGAGCGAGAGCUAGUGGAGUUCCUCACAGAAGAGAUAGUGGCGGAGAGGAAGGCGCAGAAGUUGAAGACGCUGCCCACGGAGGUGGAUGGCUUCAAGGUGACGGGGACUGGGGCUGAGGUGCUGCUCUCAAAGGCACUGAAAGAUGAAGUAAUCAACGUAACAUUCAACGUGAACCACACCGUCGACUCGGACGACUUCGGCGAAGGCGAUGUGCAACCAGAGAAGCAGGAGUUUGCCGAGAUGCGCUCCAAGCCUCAGUUCGAAGUAGACAUUGUUCGCGGUGACACCACGCUUGGUUUCACCUGCUCGUUCCUACAAGACCCGCCUACUACCAAUGCUGAUGAGUACAAUGACAUAUUUGGAAUCGACGAGGUGACCCUCUACAAAGGCGAGUGGAACGACAAGGUGUACGCGGUUGCUGGCGACGUUCUUGAUGGGUACCUGUACGACCUCCUAAUGAACUUGUUGGAAGAGAAGGGCAUCAGCAACAACUUCGUUCAGAAACUGUCUGACUUCAGCACCGGAUACGAGCACGCCGCCUACAUCAACCUGCUCGAGGGCAUCUCUAAAUUCACCAUUGGAAAACAAUAGAUUUGUCUAUGCACAGACGGAAGCGGCAAUGUCUUUUUCUUAUAGUCUGUUUUCUCUGUGGAUGUUAAUAUUAUUGAGAAUAUUUUGACACUUUUUUUAUAUCAUCUAUCGUUUUGGCUCCUAUCUUUUCUUAGUUUUUUUAACUGUGUUUUACAGUUAAAAAAAAACUAAAAAAUAGUCAACUGUAGGCGCGCAUAACUAUGGUUGAUAUACAUAAAAUUUAUAGGUGAAAACAUUUUCCAUUUUAUCAAUAUCCAGAUAGAAAAAUGUAAAAUAUGAUUGUAUGGAGAAGACGUUGUCUGCUUUCCUCUGAAAAAAAUAUAGUGUAUGGUACAUAAUUAUUGUUUGUGUCAAAAAAUAAUGAUGGAAAUGAGAUACCGCAAUAUAAUAUGGCACAGGAGGCCACAAUAGCAUUUAAUUUGCUGAAACAGCUUUAAAAGAUGUUAGUUUAGUUGACAAGGAAGUGUUCUGUUCAUUUUAGUGAUAUUUGGUUAGUUACGUUUGAAUAAAUGUAUCCGAAUUUAGA